Messenger RNA from Exophiala oligosperma, 1080 nucleotides. RefSeq lists its product as uncharacterized. The transcript is spliced from 4 exons. The record is from RefSeq and is a predicted model, not a curated record. Lineage: Eukaryota; Fungi; Ascomycota; Eurotiomycetes; Chaetothyriales; Herpotrichiellaceae. The coding region runs from base 1 to 1080 and encodes 359 amino acids.
AUGAAUCCCCAUCAAUUCCAGAUAGAUGAACCCCUCCAAUGUAAGCACCUGGCUCAGCCGUCCAUUCCGCAAUUUGUCGUCUCAUGCUCAUUAAUGGGCUGGCUACUCAUCUGUUACCUUCCACAAUGGGCCCGUAUAGUCUCCCGCAGGUCGGCAGAAGGCUUGUCAACCUAUUACAUCCUUCUAUGGUCCCUCUCCGGGGUUUGUGCAGUGGGCAACAUCAUGAUGCUACCGUCCAGUGCCGUUGAAAUGGGUUGUUGCAGGACCAGUUCCCGCUUCGCUUGUAUCAGUGGCCUUCUCGGCAUGCUUCAAGUCAUCUUCGGCAUCGCCUGUUUUUGGGUUGUCCUCUUCAAGUACGUUUAUUACUCCGAGGAAGAAGCCGAAGCAGAGAUCCAAGGACGCCGUGCAUCCAUCUCCGGUCCAGAUCGAACGUUCCGCCGAGCAAAACGAGCGAUCGCAGUCCUCCUCGCAGCAUGCAGCUUCGCCAUGACAAUUCUCUUGAUCUCGGCCAUGAUCCUGCAUCGCUUUCCGUGGGUUGCACAGACGUGGGCUAAUAUCUUGGGUAAUGCCGUGGCUUGCUUUGCAUGUGUCCAGUGGGUACCACAGGUCCGAACAACAUGGCAUCUGGAGCAUCUCGGAAGUCUCAGUCCGACGUCUCUUUGUCUGAUGGCUCCGUACAAGUGGAUCUUUGGAAUCAACAUAAUGAUUCGGGUCGGGCUCAAGGACUGGAGUGCCUGGAUUGUAUAUGUCUUGGUGGGGACUAUGCAAAUCGUUCUCAUCGUGAUGGCUAUUUGUUUCGCGGUCAGAGAUCGCAAGUUGGCCAAAGAGGGUAAACAGCAUUGUUCAGCGGCCCCCGAGUUUGAAGGUUGGAACACUGUGACCACCUGGACAUCUCGUUCUCGUCAAACAUCGAUCCUGUCGCAUACGGCAUCUAAUAUCGCCCCCGACGAACGCAGUCCUCUUAUUCGAAAUCAACCAAGUCCUCACAAGAGCUCAUCUAAGCAAGUCAGCCAUCAUUCACAACGACGUGAGUGUCGCGAUGACGACUCGGUCAAUAGCUUCAAAGCAGACAUGGCGUAG